Dacryopinax primogenitus is the source of this 186-nucleotide messenger RNA. RefSeq lists its product as uncharacterized. The record is from RefSeq and is a predicted model, not a curated record. The transcript is spliced from 2 exons. NCBI's taxonomy places the organism in Eukaryota, Fungi, Basidiomycota, Dacrymycetes, Dacrymycetales, Dacrymycetaceae. Bases 1 to 186 code for a protein of 61 amino acids.
AUGGCUGCUGGCCCACUGAGUCAUGCUCAUUCUGAACCACCUUCACAUGAACCUAGCCUCAAUCCUGCGGGAGUUCCUGUGGAUGAUAAUGCACCUGAACAUGCUUCACCUAGCAGCAACCACAAAGAGUCUGAUUCUGCGAUUUCAAGCCAUCUACUCUUGUCCAGCUCAUUCUCGGGCAUGUGA